AUGUUUCACGAGCUCAUGGCUGCAAUUUUCGGACAAAGACAAAAGAAUGGCAGAUAUUUAGAACGGCGUCAUCUAGAGAAAAAUUGGGAUAUCGGCGGCUAUUUGAGACCUUGCUUGGACCAUGAAUACCACGUAUCACCGAACGACGUUUACGACCCUUAUGUCACGCAACGACAAGACGACGACUAUAUCCCGGCGGUUAUAACCGCACUGGAUGGAGGAACAUGGAAGUCGACAUGCGACAUGUUUCCUGGAUGUGGCAUGCUUGAAAUGAUGUUACUCCGCUACGUGCAAGCAUGGGCUAAAAAAUAA
Messenger RNA from Pyricularia oryzae 70-15, 312 nucleotides. RefSeq lists its product as uncharacterized. The record is from RefSeq and is a predicted model, not a curated record. NCBI's taxonomy places the organism in Eukaryota, Fungi, Ascomycota, Sordariomycetes, Magnaporthales, Pyriculariaceae. The transcript is spliced from 3 exons. Bases 1 to 312 code for a protein of 103 amino acids.